Messenger RNA from Exophiala dermatitidis NIH/UT8656, 1599 nucleotides. Its product is annotated as DNA polymerase delta subunit 3. Gene Ontology annotation, molecular function: DNA-directed DNA polymerase activity. The record is from RefSeq and is a predicted model, not a curated record. NCBI's taxonomy places the organism in Eukaryota, Fungi, Ascomycota, Eurotiomycetes, Chaetothyriales, Herpotrichiellaceae. The transcript is spliced from 2 exons. The coding region runs from base 1 to 1599 and encodes 532 amino acids. Gene Ontology annotation, cellular component: delta DNA polymerase complex; nucleus. Gene Ontology annotation, biological process: DNA replication; DNA strand elongation involved in DNA replication; nucleotide-excision repair, DNA gap filling.
AUGACCGAUGACUUCAGAACGUACCUGGCGACAGAAAUCCUCUCUGAACAACGCACAUUAUCAUAUCGCAAUGUCUCGCGCGCUUUACGAGUCCACGUCAACGCCGCCAAAUGCAUGCUGUACGACUUCUACCAAUUCCAGAACGAAAAGAAGCCCUGCUCCGUAUAUGCUACGUACUUGUUAUCUGGGCUGAAGAAGCAGCAAAGAACGAUCGAGAAUGACACCAAUGGCGCGACAGACAAACAUCAAUACAAUGAGGACGAACCUAUACCGUCAAGUCCGCCUCCAUUCACCAGCUCCAUGCUGGAACCUAGUCAACAGAGCAACGCCGAGCAGGACGAGCACGAACAACAGGUGUCGGUGGGCACAAUUACGCUUAUAAGGGAGGAGGAUCUUGAAGCAAUGAAAGAGCAGUACGAGACGAUCACCUCAAUACACAUCUACAGUCUAUCCCCGGCUCGAAUUCAAGACCUAGUAACCUUAACGGAUAUCAACCGAGGACUAUUCCAAGAGACAUUUACAAAGGAGGAUCCGCUAUUAAACAACAAAACAUACGGCAUCAUCCAGAAUCAAUAUGUCCGCAGACGGAAAGGCAAGAAACCUGUGGUGCCCAAGGGUCCGCCGCCGAAGUUGCAGGCCGUCAAGGAAGACCCGAAGCCAUCAUCCAACAAGCCUGAUCCCAAACCCGCAGUUGCUGCUGCUACUGCUGCUAAAAAGGACGAUCAUCAAUCACGGCCCAGUUCUCGCGAUAGCACAUCUACAGCCGCUUCAGGCCAAAAGCCCGCUCCUCUCAAACGCGAUGCCUCGGAUCUAUUCAAAGCAUUCGCAAAGCAGAGCCAGCAAAAGCCCAAAGCUAAAGCCAAACCGACACCUACAGCCACAGCCACACCUCCGCAAACAAAAGAUCCAGAUACACCCAUGUUCGACGAUGACGAAGAGGGCGAAUCUGACGACGAAGCAUUGUUCCUACAUACCGGGACGCGCAAGCCGGCCACGACCAAGAAACGACCAAGCGACGUGAAGCAAGAGCGAGAAGAUAAAGCGGCCAAAGUGCGCAAGUUGUUCGGUUCAGACGACGAAGAGGAAGAGGCGGAGCCGGCUGCAGUCCCGAAAGUCGAGAAAGCGGCGGGCCUCGAAGCAGAGCCUGUGAUCGCCCAGAAAGGGACCGAUGUUAACGAUGAUGAUGAUGAAGUUGCAUGGUCCGAUUCAGACACCGAACGGAAGAAGAAGAACGACUCAGGCGCCAAUGAUUUUGAUCGAACUGGAGCUGGAGCUGGAGCUGAAGCUGGGCAUAAUGUUACCUCCGGACCCCGCCGACGCCGCGGGAAGCGAAAGGUCAUGAAGAAACGCACCACCAAGGACGAGGAUGGAUAUCUUGUCACUAAGGAAGAGGCUGUCUGGGAAAGUUUCAGCGAGGAAGAAGAGCCCGAAUCUGUACCGGCAGCCAAAAAGCCGACGCUGACGCCGACGCCGCGGAGCAGCUUGCCUACUGGCAGCGGCAAGAGUCAGAGCCAGAAGGGAGCUGGAGCUGGCGCUGGCGGCAAACCGGGCCCAAAGAAGGGAGGGACUAUUAUGAGUUUCUUUGGGAAGAAGACAUGA